Raphanus sativus (radish) is the source of this 861-nucleotide messenger RNA. RefSeq names its product thioredoxin O1, mitochondrial. The transcript is spliced from 6 exons. NCBI's taxonomy places the organism in Eukaryota, Viridiplantae, Streptophyta, Magnoliopsida, Brassicales, Brassicaceae. Bases 52 to 636 code for a protein of 194 amino acids. The record is from RefSeq and is a predicted model, not a curated record.
CAUCAAAAAAGCUCGAGCGUUCGUUCAUCAAUUAACCAACCGGAGAAGAAGAUGAAAGGAAGCUUCUCGAUCGCCCGUCAGGUUUUCCAACGCCGUUUCUCUACACUCCGUUCCUCGCGAUACCACUCCGCGUUGUCCAGCUCCUCCCGAUCGCUUAUUGUGGCUCCAAACUCGACGCCGUCGCCGAUCCCUAGAAACUCGUUGUUACCUGUCUCCACCUUCCUCUCGUCCGUCGAAUUUAACUUCUCCACAACGCUUUUCCCCAGCCGGAGAAGCCUCUGCUCAUCAGCUGGAGGUGGAAAUGGUGUUGUUAUAGUGAAAUCAGAGGAAGAGUUCAACAGUGCAAUGAGCAAAGCUGAAGGUGGAUCUUCACCGUCGGUCUUCUACUUCACUGCCGCCUGGUGUGGACCAUGCAAGUUUAUUGCCCCUGUGAUCGUGGAGCUUAGUAAACAGUACCCUGAUGUAACAACGUAUAAGAUCGACAUUGAUGAGGCUGGACUUUCAAACACUCUCAGCAAGCUGAGUAUCACGGCUGUGCCAACACUGCAGUUGUUUAAAGAAGGCUCUAAAAAGGGCGAGAUCGUGGGGGCAGAUGUUACGAAGCUGAAAAAUCUCAUGGAACAGCUCUACAAGUGAUAAUACCAAUGCUGAAUAGCUGCAACUUGCAAGUGUAGUUUAAGACUCUCCAGUCCAAUAAAAUCAGGGGAAAGUACUUGUUUCUGCCAUGUUUCACAGUGAAUUAAACCUUGACUUAUUGGGGCUAGUAUUGUUUUGUUGAGACUUGAGAGCCCUAUGUGGUCUUCCUUGUUUCACAGUUUGUCCAGUGAUUUAAACCGGAUCAUAUAUGAUUUAACCAGGGAA